AUGACGGUGGCUGUGGUAGUUGUGGUUGUUGUGGUAGCCGUUGGUAUGGGUGUUUAUUGUGCUCAGCCAACGGGCAUUCCAGAAAUUUCCAAAAAAUCCCUGACACAAUGCAGCGUGAAGGGCGGAGAAGAGAUGUUCAUAAUUGGGAAGAACUUCUUGAAAGGUACUACCUUCCUGAAGUCUAGGCCUGCAAAGGUUAAAAGGUUAAAGGUCAAUUACACUCUUCAAAAAUUCAGAAGAUUAAAUGAAUACGUGCUAAACAACGCAUCACACACGAAGCAUGUGAUAGGCGGGAUUUUUUUGUCAUAUUCGAAUCCGGUUACUGCGAAACAGCACCAGGCGACCUUAACCAUUAGACCAUCACGCCGCAUGUAA
Molecule: messenger RNA, 375 nt
Organism: Helobdella robusta
Lineage: Eukaryota; Metazoa; Annelida; Clitellata; Rhynchobdellida; Glossiphoniidae
Exons: 3
Coding region: 1-375 (124 amino acids)
Biological process (GO): regulation of transcription by RNA polymerase II
Cellular component (GO): transcription regulator complex
Molecular function (GO): DNA-binding transcription factor activity, RNA polymerase II-specific; transcription factor binding; RNA polymerase II cis-regulatory region sequence-specific DNA binding
Source: RefSeq, a predicted model, not a curated record